AUGACUUCGCUUUCGCUUCCGCUUCCUCGCGUCGAUUCCCUCGCGGACUACACAUCCUUCAAGCUCACUGUUCAGCCUUUCCUCGAACAGCUGCAAUGGCUACCUGCAAGUUUGCGGGAAGCUGGUCUGAACCUGAGUAACUUGAAGGAAGUGUAUCUAGCGACCAACCCCAUGGUCUCAGCCUUUGCGCUAUGCUCUGUCCUGGCCUGUUUCUUUUUCGUAGCCGCGGAAAUCAACCGGAACUUUUCCCAAGUGGAUCGCUUUUGGAGCAUCCUGCCUGCUGUGUACAACGUGCACUUUGCGGUCUGGGCACGCAUGUCCGGCAUUGAAACCCAAACGGUCUUCACCAUUGCUGUUCUCAGUGUUUUGUGGAGCGCACGAUUGACCUUCAACUACUGGCGUAAAGGAGGCUACAAGAUUGGGUCCGAGGAUUACCGCUGGGAGAUUGUUCGAGCGCAAGUGAACAAUACUUUCCUGUUCACCAUCUUCGAUUUCACCUUCAUCGCGUGGAUCCAGUCUCUGCUGCUCCUGCUCAUCACUGCCCCUACCUACGCUUUUGUUGUGGCCGCCUACAACCAAACCAGCGAGGUUUUCAGCCCCGCGGACCUGGCUUUCUCGCGGUCGACCAUUUUCAUUCUGAUUGUCGAAUUCUUCGCCGAUCAGCAGCAAUGGGACUUCCAGACGGCGAAGCAUGAGUAUCAGAAGACUGCGCGCGUUCCCGACCGCUACCGGGACAAGUUCACACCCGAGGAUCUGGAGCGCGGCUUCGUUGUCAGUGGUCUCUGGUCUUGGUCGCGUCACCCCAACUUUGUCUGCGAGCAGGCUGUCUGGGUGACAAUGUUCCUCUGGGCUGCUUAUCGCACCGGAACUUUCUUCUCAUGGAUCGGCAUCGGUGUCGUCGGCUAUCUUCUCAUUUUCCAGGGCAGCACACGUCUGACCGAGUCGAUCAGUGCCAAGAAGUAUCCCGAGUACAGCGAGUACCAGGCUCGCGUGGGGAGAUUUAUCCCUCGUCUGUCCGUGGAGCCGAAGAAGGUGAAGGCUGCCGCCCAAAAGGCUGCGGCCAAGGUCGAGAACGCGGAAGACAAGAAGAGCAAAUAA
Molecule: messenger RNA, 1098 nt
Organism: Penicillium oxalicum
Lineage: Eukaryota; Fungi; Ascomycota; Eurotiomycetes; Eurotiales; Aspergillaceae
Product: DUF1295 domain protein
Exons: 2
Coding region: 1-1098 (365 amino acids)
Cellular component (GO): membrane
Source: RefSeq, a predicted model, not a curated record